AUAUAUCUAACCUAUUGGAAUGCAAUAGUCCCACAUGUAUAAUUUUCUAGUUUCACUCAAGAAACAAAAUCAAGAAUCAAACUUUAUAUAUAAAUUGAAAUAUUCCCACAUUUAUUGUCUUAUAGGUAAUGCUUGUUCUACAUCUCCCAUUUACUUCUCCAACAUCUUCCUUUGGUUUCACUCAAAGAACAACACAACCUUAGUCUAAAAACAACUUCAUACUAUUAGUCAAACUACUGCUCAAUCCCUUGUUAUCGUUUACUCUUCAUUUUUCUAGCGAGGUCUAUCCUACCUACCCUAAUAUUUGUCACGACCCAAAAUUCCAAGCGAAAUGGAUCAAUUGCAACCACAACAACCUGUUCAAGUUUAUCCUAACAAUCCAAACAAUUUCCCAAACCAACCAAACAAUAUCCCAAUGACUCAAUCCUCUUCUUCUCAUAACUCAUCAAAUGGUUCAUUUGUGAGUGUUUUUGUUGUCCUAGCUAUAGUUUUUGUCAUAUCUGUUAUUGCUUGUGUUGUAGGACGUCUAUGCAGCAAGAAAAGCAAUGGUCCUAAGGUGAAGAAAAGUCAUGGUCAACCACAAAAACAAAAAGAGGGAAAACAAAAUAAGCACAAUGAGUUUCAUAAUAAAAGAGAAAGAGGGGAUAUAGAAUUUGGAUUUGAUAAGAAAAUUGCAAGUUCUAAAGUGGCUGCAGCACAUGGAGAUCAUUAUAAGGCGUCUAAGCCUUUUAAGAAUAGUGGAGGUAAAGGCGGAGUUAGAUUUUCUGAUAAUCAUAUUGAUUUCAAGCUUGGUCCAUGAAAAUUUGUAGGAAAAAAAUCUUCAUAGAGGAACUCCCUUUAUGUGCUAAUUACUUGGUAGUAGUUUUUAAUUUUAUUUGUUAAAUUUUAAGUGCUUUCAUAACAUGGAGGAAGGGGAGUAGAAAGGUAAAGGGAUUCGUGAGUCACGCAUUUAUUGUGUGGAAAACUUUCUGCUGGUAAUUACUUCCUUAUGUUUUUUUUUUGUUGGUUAAUUGUAGCUUUUGGCCUGGGUAUUUUGUUUUGUAUUUAUGCCUAAUGCAACAUGAUUGUUGUA
Molecule: messenger RNA, 1072 nt
Organism: Solanum dulcamara
Lineage: Eukaryota; Viridiplantae; Streptophyta; Magnoliopsida; Solanales; Solanaceae
Exons: 1
Coding region: 332-799 (155 amino acids)
Source: RefSeq, a predicted model, not a curated record